CUCGUCGCCCUCGACGCUUUCCCUGUCCUCUUUCUCACUCUCACCUCUCUCUCGCCCCUCUCUCUCCAUCCGCUUGCCACCUUCGUCGCCCGACCCCUCCAUCCCUGUGUGUGCUGCCCCUACGCCUAGGUAACCUCAUCGGCGCCACUGCUGUCCUCGCCGACCCGCUGCCUCUCGCCUCAAAGCGGCAACCAGAGACGACACCGUCCUUUUCGCCCGUCGUCCACACCCUGGUGCAAAAUCUCUGCCCUCGCUCACACGCCGACCUAGCCCCUCCGAGUCCAGUAAAAUCUGCUUCCCUCUGGCACCGUCCACGCGCGCCUAGACGAGAAUCCCCACCCCCCAUCGGUUCGCGACUACCCCACGGCCUUUCAGCCUGCUCUUGCCAGCUACCACGCUCCAGUCAAGACCAAAACAACCCACUCCCCUCCACGCCUCCACCCUGCGCCUGUCGCAACCCGCACACACCACAAUUCACCAUGGCGGAAUUCGUACGCGCCCAGAUUUUCGGCACCACUUUUGAGAUUACGAGCAGGUACACUGACCUGCAGCCUGUGGGAAUGGGCGCAUUCGGUCUCGUUUGUUCAGCAAAGGACCAGCUCACGAACCAGGCAGUGGCUGUCAAGAAGAUUAUGAAGCCCUUCAGCACCCCGGUUCUGUCGAAGCGAACAUACCGAGAGCUCAAGCUCCUGAAGCACCUUAGGCAUGAGAAUAUCAUCAGCCUGAGCGACAUCUUCAUCUCUCCGCUCGAGGACAUUUACUUCGUCACCGAGCUGCUGGGAACCGAUCUCCACCGUCUGCUGACCUCGAGGCCGCUCGAGAAGCAGUUUAUCCAAUACUUUCUCUACCAGAUUUUGCGUGGGCUGAAAUACGUCCACUCGGCUGGUGUGGUGCACCGCGAUCUCAAGCCCAGCAACAUCCUCGUCAACGAGAACUGCGAUCUCAAGAUCUGCGACUUCGGUCUCGCACGUAUACAAGACCCCCAGAUGACGGGCUACGUCUCUACGCGAUACUACCGAGCACCCGAAAUCAUGCUCACGUGGCAAAAGUACGACGUCGAGGUGGACAUCUGGAGCGCGGGGUGCAUCUUUGCCGAGAUGCUCGAGGGCAAGCCUCUUUUCCCUGGAAAGGACCAUGUCAACCAAUUCUCCAUCAUUACGGAGCUUUUGGGCACUCCUCCAGAUGAUGUCAUUCAGACAAUUUGCAGUGAAAAUACACUGCGAUUCGUCCAAUCUCUUCCCAAGCGCGAGAGGCAACCGCUGGCCAACAAGUUCAAGAAUGCCGAGCCCGAGGCCGUCGAUCUGCUAGAAAACAUGCUGGUCUUUGACCCGAGGAAGCGCGUACGAGCAGAGCAGGCUCUUGCUCACCCAUACCUCGCCCCAUACCACGACCCCACCGACGAGCCCAUUGCCGAGGAGAAGUUCGACUGGUCGUUCAACGACGCAGACUUGCCCGUCGACACGUGGAAGAUCAUGAUGUACUCUGAAAUCCUAGACUACCACAAUGUCGAUGCAGCCGCACAGGAUGCUCCAGAGAGCAACGGCAGCUAGCCCUGGCAACGUUCGCUGAGAAUUGAGCCAUAAUACUUUCCCUUCCCAGAGGCCCCGAGUCAUGUAGUUUAUCAGAGUUCGAUGCAACAUGUGCGUGGAGCAGGCGGAUUUGGCUUUUCCCAAAUGAUUCCCAAGGUUUCGCCCAGUGGACCUAUGUGACACGACGAUGCACGCGUAGAUGGACAUGGGUAUGUUUUUUGUCAUUUGGAUUAUCAUGCUGGUACACGAAAGGUUUGUUCACGACAAGAUUGGGGGGUACGGCCCAGCCUAGGUAGGAAUACGACAUCAUGUUGUCGCCAGCGAUGGCCUUUUUUUUUCUUAUUUGUGUGAUGCGUUUGGUUGUAUUUGCCAAUAUUUAUUUAGAUAGAAAUGAAGCAAGG
Exserohilum turcica Et28A is the source of this 1930-nucleotide messenger RNA. RefSeq lists its product as uncharacterized. The transcript has 9 exons. The record is from RefSeq and is a predicted model, not a curated record. Gene Ontology annotation, biological process: stress-activated MAPK cascade; cellular response to oxidative stress; protein phosphorylation. The coding region runs from base 480 to 1550 and encodes 356 amino acids. Gene Ontology annotation, molecular function: MAP kinase activity; ATP binding. Gene Ontology annotation, cellular component: nucleus; cytoplasm. Lineage: Eukaryota; Fungi; Ascomycota; Dothideomycetes; Pleosporales; Pleosporaceae.